AUGCCCAUCACCCAGGACAAUGCCAUGUUGCACCUGCCCCUCCUCUACCAGUGGCUGCAGAACAGCCUGCGGGAGGGUGGGGAUGGCCCAGAGCAGCGGCUCUGCCAGGCGGCCAUCCAGAAGCUGCAGGAAUACAUCCAGCUGAACUUUGCUGUGGAUGAGAGUGUGGUCCCACCUGACCCCAGCCCCCCAGGCAUGGAAAUCUGCACUGUGUACCUCACCAGGGAGCUGGGGGACGCAGAGACUGUGGGCCUCAGUUUUGGGAACAUCCCUGUUUUCGGGGACUAUGGAGAGAAGCGCAGAGGGGGCAAAAAGAGGAAGACCCACCAGGGCCCUGUCCUGGAUGUUGGCUGCAUCUGGGUGACAGAGCUGAGGAAGAACAGCCCGGCAGGGAAGAGUGGGAAGGUCCGACUGCGAGAUGAGAUCCUCUCACUGAACGGGCAGCUGAUGGUCGGAGUUGAUGUCAGUGGGGCCAGUUACCUGGCUGAGCAGUGCUGGAAUGGCGGCUUUAUCUACCUGAUCAUGCUGCGCCGCUUCAAGCACAAAGUCCAUUCUCCUUAUAAUGGCAACAGUAGCAACAGCUCUGAACCAGGAGAGACACCUACCUUGGAACUGGGUGACCAAACUGUGAAAAAGGGGAAACGAGCAAGAAAGUUUGGGGUCAUUUCCAGGCCUUCUGCCCAGAAGACCACUGAAGAACCCAAGAGCAGCCUUGGCUGUGAGUUGGACAAUGACCCCAUCUCUGAGCUGGACAAUGGCCCAGACCCUGAACUUGGAAAUGGUCAUGCUUUUGAGCUAGAAAAUGGCCCAGAAUCUCUCAAGGAACUGGCUGGAUCCCAUCUAGACAGUUCAGAAGCAGACAGAGGGGCAGAGCAUAGCAUUCCAAAGACAGAUGCUUCUCUACCCACAAGCAAUGACAAACGCCGCUUCUCAAAAUCUGGGAAGACAGACUUCCAAUCAAGUGACUGCCUGGCACGGGAGGAAGUUGGCCGGAUAUGGAAGAUGGAGCUGCUUAAAGAAUCGGAUGGGCUGGGAAUUCAGGUUAGUGGAGGCCGAGGAUCAAAGCGCUCACCUCACGCUAUCGUUGUCACUCAAGUGAAGGAAGGAGGUGCCGCUCACAGGGAUGGCAGGCUGUCCUUAGGAGAUGAGCUGCUGGUAAUCAAUGGUCACUUAUUGGUGGGGCUCUCCCAUGAGGAAGCUGUGGCCAUUCUCCGCUCCGCCACUGGAAUGGUUCAGCUGGUGGUAGCCAGCAAGGAAAACUCUGUCGAGGACCUCCUGAGGUUAACAUCUAAGAGUUUGCCUGAUCUGACCAGUUCAGUAGAGGACGUGUCCUCUUGGACCGACAACGAAGACCAGGAGCCAGACGGGGAAGAAGACGAAGGACCCAGCUCAUCUUCUGUCCGGGGAACAAUGCCUGCAUCAGAUGAGCCCCAAGAUUCUGGUGGCCCCGAGGAAUCCAAGGGAAACCUGGAAAGUCCCAAACAGGGCAGCAGUAAAAUGAAGCUCAAGAGUCGUCUUUCAGGGGGUGUACACCGGCUAGAGUCUGUUGAAGAAUAUAAUGAGCUAAUGGUGCGAAAUGGGGACCCCCGGGCCAGGAUGUUGGAAGUCUCCCGAGAUGGCCGAAAGCACUCUCUUCCCCAGCUACUGGACUCUACGGGAGCAUCACAGGAAUACCAGAUUGUAAAGAAGUCCACGCGCUCCCUAAGCGCCACUCAGGUGGAAUCUCCUUGGAGACUCAUUCGACCAUCGGUCAUCUCGAUCAUCGGGCUGUACAAAGAAAAAGGCAAGGGCCUUGGCUUUAGCAUUGCUGGAGGUCGAGACUGCAUUCGAGGACAGAUGGGGAUUUUUGUCAAGACCAUUUUCCCAAAUGGAUCAGCUGCAGAGGAUGGAAGACUUAAAGAAGGGGAUGAAAUCCUUGAUGUAAAUGGAAUACCAAUAAAGGGCUUGACAUUCCAAGAAGCCAUUCAUACCUUUAAGCAAAUCCGGAGCGGAUUAUUUGUCUUAACGGUACGCACAAAGUUACUGAGCCCAAGCCUCACGCCCUGCUCCACACCCACACACAUGAGCAGAUCCAGCUCCCCAAACUUCAACACCAGCGGGGGCAGCUCAGCGGCAGGCUCUGAUGAAGGCAGCUCUUCGUCCCUGGGUCGGAAGGCCCCUGGGCCCAAGGACAGGAUUGUCAUGGAAGUAACACUCAACAAAGAGCCAAGAGUUGGAUUAGGCAUUGGUGCCUGCUGCCUGGCUCUGGAGAACAGCCCUCCAGGGAUCUACAUUCACAGCCUGGCCCCAGGCUCAGUGGCCAAGAUGGAGAGCAAUCUGAGCCGCGGAGAUCAAAUCCUGGAAGUGAACUCGGUCAAUGUCCGCCAUGCUGCUUUAAGCAAGGUCCAUACCAUCCUGAGCAAAUGCCCCCCAGGACCCGUUCGCCUUGUCAUCGGCCGGCACCCUAACCCAAAGGUUUCCGAGCAGGAAAUGGACGCAGUGAUCGCACGCAGCACUUAUCAGGAGAGCAAAGAGGCCAGCUCCUCUCCAGGCUCAGGUACCCCCUUGAAGAGUCCCUCUCUUGCAAAAAAGGAUGCCCUGAUUUCUGAACCCGAAGCCUCCCAGGACUUUGCCCACGGUGUCCCAGGCUCCCUGUCAGACCUCGCGGUGGCCGGCUCUGAGGACGAGGACCCCCCAGGCAGCGGCUGCAGCACCUCUGAGGACAGUGGCCCGCCAGCCAGCACCUCUACUCACAAAAAGCCAGGAAAACCCAGGGCCAACAGCCUCGUGACGCUAGGAAGCCAGCGGGCCUCUGGGCUCCUCCACAAGCAGGUGACGGUUGCCAGACAAGCCAGUCUCCCUGGGAGCCCGCAGCUCCUCCGGACCCCGCUCCUCCGCCAGAGGAGGGUGGGGUGUUACGACACGGACGAUGCCACCGACGAGGGAGAGUUUGACGGGGAAGGGGACUGCAUUUCCCUCCCGGGGUCCCUCCCCGGUCCCAGCAGGCCUCUGGCGGAGGAUGACUCACGGCACAUCUUGAUGACCUCUUUCAAGGUCAUGGGUAUCAACAGCCGGGGGGCACAGCCCCAGAAAACCAUGGUCAGCAAGGCCUCCUCAGUGCCUCUCCUCGGCAGCUCACGGGACUCAGAGGAGAGUGUCCCAGAGGGUGUGGGGGACACUCCUCCCCAGGCAGCCAACCUGUUGGCCUCUGCAGUAGCCCCCAAGGGUGGCCCUGGCUGCUCGGGGAGGAAGGAACUAUCAGGAUCGAGGAGUUCGCCCAAACUGGAAUACAAAGCCGACACAGGCAGCCAGAGUCUGGGGAACACAGAUACCCCCAGGUCUGCCCAGCAGAAGAAUGACAGCCUGGGGUCCAGGCACAAACCAGUGGCCAGGGUCAGCCCACAUCACAGAAGGCCCGAGGCUGAUGCCAGGCCCAGCAACUCAGCGACAGUACACCUGACUGAUGGAGCCGACGACCCAUGUGUCCAGGCCAUUUCCGUCAAAGAGACCAGGACUGGUGUUCAUCCAGGGGGCACUGUGGAGAAGGAAUCUCUGGGGAAGCUGACCAUCAGCGAUGGGCAUGUCCCUGCCAACUGGGGGCCUGCCAGUGCCCCGCCCCACCCAGAUGCUGGCCGCGGCACCGAGAACCUGCUUGAAGCUGCACCAGAGCAGGGGCAACAACCCGGGACAGGACUGGAUGGCCCCCCAGACCUUGGCCCUACCCCAGGGCAGAAGGGGGCAGCUCACCCUGACCCCAGCGAGACAUCAGCGGACACACGGCAAGGCAGGCAGCCUGAGAACCCCGGAGAGCCAGUGUCACCCAGGGUUCCGGAGUCUGAGGACGGAUGUCAAGUCAGACUCGCCCCAGAGCGCAGCUCACCCCCCGGGAAGAUGACAGUGGUUCGGCGUGACUUCGGCAACACUCCAGCAGCCCCAGAAGCCAACUCGCCCAGGAAGGCAGCUCCCCACAGGGAAGGACCUGAGGCAGACGGAGCAUCUCCAGCUAGUACCGUCCUGUCCCCAGACCUCACGCCCCAGGAGGAGAGACAGAGAGUUCCCGGUAACCACAGCAAGGCUCUGCAAACAACAGGAGUCGUCAUUCCUGAAAACUCCCAGGGCUCUUCUCUGCUCAAGGCAGCAGACUCUGGGGCUGAGAGGGCCCCGCAGGCCAGCCCCACCCUGCCGUCCCCUGCUGACAAGGCGUGUGGCAGUGUCUCGGGCCACUGCUGCCCCAGGGAAAGUGGGGGCAGCCCUGUGACUGACAUCGACAGACUCAUCAAGGAGCUGGAUGCCUCAGAACCAAGACUUCAGUCUCCUCAGAGAGGGGAACAGCUGAGUCAAGAGGGACCUUCUCAGGGCCAGCCUCCAGCAGGAACUGGAAGCGGGAGUUCCCACGCUGCUGAGCCAGUCGUGGGGAACCAGACCCCCACCCCAAGGAGGGCCUGGGCAGCUGCUGGCCAGCCUCCUCACCCACAGUGGGCCUCCCAGCCUUCAGUUUUGGAUUCCAUUAAUCCUGACAAACAUUUUACUGUGAACAAAAACUUUUUGAGCAACUACUCUAGAAAUUUCAGCAAUUUUCACGAAGACAGCAUGUCUCUGUCAGGCCUGGGUGACAGCACAGAGCCAUCUCUCUCAUCCAUGUAUGGUGAUGCGGAGGACUCGUCUUCUGACCCUGAAUCACUCACCGAAGCCCCACGAGCUUCCACUGGGGACAACUGGUCACCCCCUCGUUCUCAGGGGUCUUCUCACAAGGAAGACACUGCAGAGUCUGAGGAGGAGCAAAUCGAGAUUUGUUCUACAGAUGGCUCCCCCAAUCCACCCUCAACCACUGCUCAGGCACCUGUCCAGGCUGCACCCUGCCCUGUGUUGGCCAAAGUUCUGCCAUUAAAGCACAGUGCUCUGAGUCAAGUGGUGGGAAAUCCAUGUGAGAGAGCGUCCUUUGUGCCAAGCACCUCAUGCCCUUCAAUUCCAAACUCUUCCCAGCCAUUUUCUCUCUUGGAUAUAAGCUCUUGGGAGCAUGAACUUCAUGCAGACAGAAGGAUAUUACAGAACCCUAGGCCCCUGUGUGAAGAAGAAACCAUGGAAGCCACCAGCGCUAGCUCAGCCAUGGAGAACGGCCAGCCUCCUGAAGUCACCAGGCAUUUUCAUAACCUCCCGGUCACUCUCAGCAAUCUGAACAUGGUAAAUGGUUUAGAACAUGACCUACUGGGUGACAAAACCCCAAAUGAAAAACAAGAGACAAAUGUCAAUGCAACUGAAAACCGGUCCCCCUUCAGUGGGGAUGUCCCUAAGAAUGCAGAAUCCGUUUUGACGAAUCUGCACAUCUCCGAAAGUCAAGACAUGGAUGACGUCCUCCAGAAACCAAAAACGAUCUCCAGGAGGCCCAUCAUGGCCUGGUUUAAAGAAAUGAAUAAAAAUAACCAUGGUACGCAUGCACAGGCCAAAACUGAAAGGGAGCGGCCCAUGGUGCCCGCCAGAAGCCCUGACUCCAAAAGUCAGGGGUCGAGUUCCAGCCAGAAAAAGGGGGUUGCUGGGCUUCAGAGCCCCCCUCAGCUGAAAGUGAGUCUGGAAAAUAAAGACCCACCUAAAAAAGGUUCAGUGGAAACACUUUUAAAUAACUGUCAGAAACCCAAAUCCGGUCCUAAGCUGAAGAGACUGAGCAUCAAAAGCAAAAGCAAAGUCACUUCGGAGGCCCCUGCUGCUCCUAUGGCCAAGGCCGGUGGGAUGGACCCCAGGAAACCCCUCAUUUCACCCCAGACCUCCCACAGAAUGCUUCCUAAGGGCAUGGCCCCCCGGUUCCACACAGCCGAGCACGAGGAGCCGGACAAGAACGCCCCAGCCCCCCCCAGGCCCCCCCAGUGCGUGCUGGAGAGCCGGCCGCCGAAGCCCCCCGCGUCCGAGGCGAGCAUCACAACCUUCGUUUCACCCCACGCCUCCCCCAAGACUCUUCCGGAGCAAGCUGCGUGCCGUAGAUCCCAGGCGGCUUGCCACGCAGAGCCCGACAGAGCCCGCGCGGCCGCCGCCGCUGCCGCCGCCGCCUCUCCCCGCGGUGGACCAGAGAGCAGGGCGCCCCCUGCGGCCUCGGGGGGCAGUGCGUCCACGGCCGCGAACGGGCAGGAGGUACCCCCGCCGGGGUCCAGCCAGCCGGAUCCAGCGCCGGAGGCCGCCCAACCAGGGGUGCCUGGCGACAAAGGAAGCGAAGUAAUUGCUGGCGAUCCCCUAGAAAGAACCAACCAGCUGAAAAUAGUUGAAAUUUCUUGUGAAAGAAUGCCAAAGGAUGCCUGCGGUGACAAGCCAGCCGAGAGUGGCAGACUAGGAGGGUUCUGGGCCCAGAGCAACUGUCAGGAGAAGACUGAAAUCAGACCCUGUCACCAGUCACUGGAGCCGUCCCCAAAUCCUCCGUCGUCGCUCCCAUCUCGUGCCUCCCAGGUGGAGCAGGAAACCCAGCGCUCUUCCAGGAUGGCAAGACUGGCCUCUUCCUCCCCCUCCCCACAGCUGCCUGCUAAAAAGGCAGAUUCCUCCCAGGGGAAGGCGGGCCAGGCGUCAGGCUCCCUAGGGAUGCCCAGGAAUGGCACAGCAGGGGGCCCAGCACUAGAUGACCAUCCGUACUUCACGCCAAGGCCGGCCACCAGGACCUACUCCAUGCCCGCCCAGUUUUCAAGCCAUUUUGGCCGGGAGGGGCAUGCCCUGCACAGCCCAGGCCGCUCUCAUCGGGACAGCCAGAUCCCUGCAACGAGUGGGGGCCUCCUUGAGGCCAAGGCCUCCAGAGGCAGUGUCCUUGGCCUGGCUAAUGGACAGGGUGUAUAUAGUGUAAAGCCCCUUCUGGAGACAUCGAGGAACCUUCCGACCACAGACGAAGGGGAUGUCCUUUUGGUUCAAGAAAGGAGCUGCCUAGUCACAGACAAAAUCAAAGUCACCAGAAGACAUUACUACCCUGACCAGAACUAUGAAUCUACCUCAUUUUUCUCUGUGAAGCAGAGGAUCAAGUCUUUUGAGAACCUGGCCAAUUCUGACCGGCUGGUGGCCAAGUCUGGGGCAUCCCCUUUUUUGUCAGUAAGCUCCAAGCCUCCCAUUGGGAGACGGUCGUCUGGCAGCAUUGUUUCCGGGAGCCUCAGCCACCCUGUUGACCCCACAGCGAGGUCACUGAGACGCAGCCUGAGUUCCUGCAGCGAAAGCCAAAGUGAAGCCAGCACCCUCACCCCCCAAAUGACCAAGUGCCCGUCCAGCACAACGCUGACGGUCUCCCGGCAGAACCCAGCGGGAGCCGGUAACAAGGGCCCUGACUUGGCCCCAAAGAAACCACUUGGUCCUUCUGGAAGUCCCACCCCAACUGCAGCUCCAGCCUCUCCCAGCAAGAGGAACAAGUCCUCAGUGCGCCACACCCAGCCCUCGCCCUUACCCCGCUCCAAGCUCCAGGAGCUGCGAGCCUUGAGCAUGCCCGACCUUGACAAGCUCUGCAGUGAGGAUUUCACGGCAGGGCCUGCCACCGUGCUCUUCAAAACGGAACUGGAAAUCGUCCCCAGGAGGUCGCUUGGCUCUCCCGCUGCAGGCCUCAGUGGGUCCACUGCCCUUUCAUGCCCCAUGAAGCGGGGGGACAGGGCCUGUCCAGGAGGAAGCAACCCUAAAGCCAGUGAGCCUGGGGCACCCAGUUCAGCCCAUCAUGUGGGUGAAACCCCCCAGGAUCUGCCUUCUGGAAAAGGCUGGUCAGUUAAUUUGGAUCAGCUUCUCAUCUCAGUGGGGGACCAGCGAAGACUGCAGUCUGUUUUAUCAUCAGUGGGGUCCAGAUCGACCGUCCUAACUCUCAUUCAGGAAGCGAAAGCACAAUCAGAGAAUAAAGAAGAUGUUUGCUUCAUCGUCUUGAAUAAAAAAGAAGGCUCAGGUCUGGGAUUCACUGUGGCAGGGGGGACAGACAUGGAGCCGAAAUCAGUUGUGGUGCACAGUGUGUGUUCUCAGGGGGCUGCUUCUCAGGAAGGGACUGUGAACCGAGGGGAUUUCCUUCUGUCCGUCAAUGGCGCCUCACUGGCCGGCUUAGUCCAUGGGGAUGUCCUCAAGAUUCUGCACCAAGCACAGCUGCACAGAGAUGUGCUCGUGGUCAUCAGGAAAGGGAACGAUCGGCCCAGACCCUCCAGUGGGCAGGAAGCCAGUGGGCAGGGCCCGCUCUCCAGGAAGGCCAGCACACUGGAGCCUGGUAUAGGGAGAAGCGUACCUUCACACGAUGCGCUGUGUGUCGAAGUGCUGAAGACCUCUGCUGGGCUGGGCUUGAGUCUGGAUGGAGGAAAAUCCUCAAUGGCUGGAGAUGGGCCCCUGUUCAUUAAAAGAGUAUACAAAGGUGGUGCAGCUGAACAAGCUGGAACAAUAGAAGCUGGAGAUGAAAUUCUUGCCAUUAAUGGGAAACCCCUGGUGGGGCUUAUGCACUUUGAUGCCUGGAAUAUUAUGAAGUCUGUCCCAGAGGGACCCGUGCAGCUAGUAAUUAGGAAGCACAGGAAUUCUUCCUAA
Odobenus rosmarus divergens (Pacific walrus) is the source of this 8475-nucleotide messenger RNA. It is a transcript of the gene PDZD2, whose product is annotated as PDZ domain containing 2. The transcript is spliced from 24 exons. The coding region runs from base 1 to 8475 and encodes 2824 amino acids. The record is from RefSeq and is a predicted model, not a curated record. Lineage: Eukaryota; Metazoa; Chordata; Mammalia; Carnivora; Odobenidae. Gene Ontology annotation, molecular function: protein binding.